Molecule: messenger RNA, 15448 nt
Organism: Culex quinquefasciatus (southern house mosquito)
Lineage: Eukaryota; Metazoa; Arthropoda; Insecta; Diptera; Culicidae
Gene: Tob
Product: protein BTG1
Biological process (GO): negative regulation of mitotic cell cycle; negative regulation of cell population proliferation
Cellular component (GO): nucleus; cytoplasm
Source: RefSeq, a predicted model, not a curated record
ACGGUUUCCACUCGCAUUCGAAGUUGAACCUCUGCCGUGUGAUGAGCAGUUGAGAAGCGAGCGGAGACCGAGUCCGUCGUUUGAGAGUGAAAGACCACUGCACUGAACUGUUAGUGUGAGAACUUGAGUGUGUGUGUGUGAGAAAGAGUACGAACGCGUCCGCGAAGCAGAGCAAAAGAACGAGAGAGAGAGCGAGCUAGAGGUGUUUUGCAACCUAGCAGCAGCAGUAGGCCCCGACUGAAAAGGAAGGACAAGUGUGUGAACAGCCAGUCAGCCAGCCAGAGCCAGCCAUCUUGGAAAAAAGUUGAAAUUCAAUUUUCGUUCCACUAAAUUGCUAGUUUGUGCGCAUUUUGUGAUCCCUGCGUCGUCAGAAACGAAACCCCCUUGUGAUCUGGAAGUAAUUUAAGGUUUGCAACGCUAGAGUUUGGAAAUUUCGUGAUACAACUACUUCGAGUUUUUUUUGCGACACAAGAAAAGAUAGUGCCAGUGCUGAAACCUUUUCUGGGAAGAAAAACCACCAUCUUUGAGGUAGUGUGUCUGAAAAAGUGCAAAUUUCGCGAAAUUCAGACCAUCUGUGAGCGCAGUUGUUGAGCGGUGUCGUGUCUCCGAGGGGUUUUGCAAAACGUUGUGGUGAAUCGUGAAGUCGGCUCGAGCAAACCGAGCGAAGAGCCCCAGAAAUAUACCGCGCACAGCUAGGCCAAGAGUGUUGUCGUCGAGUGGCACCUUUUUCGGAACGAACCCGUUCAAAGUUUGAUGUUGAAAAGUUGCCGAAGUUGCACCGUACGAAGAAGUCGCGAUCUCGCCCGUCAGUCCGAAGCCUCGAGAAAAUGAGAAUAGAAGUCAAUUCGGCCGCGGACUUUGUGAUGAACUUGUUGCGAGUGAAAAAGGCAAAUCCGCAACUGAGCGAGGGUCAACUGCAGCAUUUCAAGGGUUCGCUGGAGCAGAUUCUGACGCGUCACUUUGCCCGCCACUGGUAUCCGGAUGUGCCGACGAAGGGUUCCGGGUUCCGCUGCCUGCGCAUCAACGGCAAGAUGGACCCGAUCAUUGAGCGGGCGGGCCACGCCGCGGGGCUGAACACGGUCGCGCUGCGGAAGAUGCUGCCGCUGGAGCUGACGAUCUGGAUCGAUCCGGAUGAGGUGUCGUACCGUAUCGGCGAGAACGGUACCAUCUGUGUGCUGUACGACCAACAGCAGAGCCGUGCCAGUCCCUCGUCGGAUCUCGACUCGACGGGUAGCAGUAGCUGUGAUGAGUUCAUUAUGGAGCGGGUCGGCCGAGUGGAUCUGUCGAUGUCGUCGUCCGAUAGUGGCACUAGUGUUAUGGUAGAUUUUAUGGUCAAUCCAUCGAAUACGCUGGUAACGCAGGGCAGCAAGCACAACAAGUACAACAACAGCAACAAUCAUCAUAAUAAUCAUCAUUACGCGAAGCGUCAUAACAACAGCGUUAGCUCGUCGUCUAGCGGACAAACUAGUCCUCCCCUGAGUCCCCCAUUCAACGGCUACAACAACAACUACAACAACAAUAGAUAUCAACACAACAACAACCAACACACCAACUACUACUCGCCAUCGGUUCACCAGCAGCAGCAAUACUUCCACUGGGACAACCAGUUCGUCAACAACAAAGUACGUACCCAAUGCUAAAUUCCACGUCGUCGUACACCUCACCGGAUCCACUCUCUCUCCCUGCCGAGACGCGUUAUGAUAACACAAAAAACACCUUUAAAACGGUUAAAUUAACCGAAAACUGUUCAUAUCAAGCGCGGGCUCUCGAAACGGUACCGCUGUACCCCCGAUUUCCCAGCAAGCACGCUCGUCGGCGCGAGAGGGAGUGGAUUACGGUGAACGUGCAGUGCAGUCAGCAACACCACAACAACAUCAGGCAGGCAGACAGGCAGAGAGGCGUGAGGAGGACACAACUUCGGAACCACAACCCACGACCCCCCAAAUAUGGUUAGACCAUCAACCAGUGCGCGCGAGCGCUGUACUGUACUUUUAAGCUUAAGGUUGCAUUUUUUUUAACUGUUCGAAAUCUACGACAAAACACACAGACACACUACUAUAUGAUAAUACCAUAUACAUUUGUAACAUCUCCCAUUUGUGCGCGCGCGAUAUACGAGAAUCAAACCGUAAACAAAAGUGUUGCUGAAUUACUUAUCUUAAAAAAAACAUCAUUCAAUUACAAACAAAAAAACUAGCAAGAAAAAACCCUAAAAUCAAAGGAUAACAAUCAUGGAAACAACCCCCCCAUUGAAACGCAGAAAAAAAUAACAAGAACACGGAUACAUUUGAACAUGGAACCACGGCAAAACGAAUAAAUGGAAAACUGAAACAGGAAUCUAUAUAAAUAUAAUUAUGGUAGAAAUAACGCUUUAAAGCUGCGAGUCGUCGGCGAGCUGGUCGUCGCCGAAGGUCCGCUGCUGUUGCGUUUGACCUGAACUCGGGCAGUACGAAAGCUUUAAAGCAGGCUAAAUUUAAUAUCAUCAAUCUCUCGUGUGAGGUAUAGUAGGCAGUAACGAAACACAGAAAAAAAAGCUAAAAAACCCCGAGCGGAGAAAUUUUCGUAACAGAUGAAACACAGAAAGUAUAAAUCGAUGUGGUGUGUAUGUGGCUCUUUUAGCUUGAGAGGUAGCUGGUAGACGUGACGAGGUGUAGGUGGAUUUUAGGGAGAAGGUCGUAGAGGCAGGAGGCGACGUUCCACAAACAGACCCCUGGAUGUAACAUCGCGUGUAGUGUGGUAGCACACAAAAUGGUCGGCUCAGAACCCUCCGAGAGAGAGAGAGAGCGCGAGUGAGAGAUUGGCAGCUCGGGAGCACCAGAAGAGAUGCAUUUACGGGUCUCCCCAGCUCCAGCAACAUUACGGAAAAGGUGUAAUCACUGCGCGAAUCGUUGUGUUGUGUUCGAAUCGUUCCCAGUUCUGCUUCUGCCGAACGGCAGCUCUGCUGCUGUUCGUCUUCUUGUUCCGUCGUGUGUUAUGCAACGGAAAUCGGCCUCCCUUCUGCACACGCUGCUUCGCAGUGGUAACGAACGGCUGGGCAGAACAACAACAACAACGCUGAACCUUUACGGAUCACCUGUUGUGUGCUGCUCCUCGAUACGCUCUAUUGUUCGCGCUGGGUAGAAGGGGAGGCAGAAUAGGGAACGGACGUGACAACACAAAGCGAACACCGGAGCGAACACCUUUCAAGCCGACCGACGAAGGGUAGAAGGAAGCUAGAAGGAAGAACAAAAAAAAAAGUGUGUGAAGAAAGGCAAAGGGAAAAGACAAAAAGGUCAACCAUUGACGACGAUGGCGAACGAGAGGAGAACCAGCGAAAACCGACAAAAAGGAUCGUGUGUACGGCAAGCCAUAAAUAGUGCCAUCUGAAAUGUGUGUGCGUGUGUGCUUGGGCCCGCAUCCCGUUGGUCCCUCGAUACCCUAUAGGGCUAUCGAGGACAGGGAACAGAUGUGCGUGAAGCGAGCCCGGUUACAAGGGAAGGAUACGACGAGGGACGAGAUGAUAAUGAUCGCUCGCGAGCUAUUAAGGAAAAGUCGACUCAGCAGGCUUGGUAACCAUCAUCCAUCACACAAGCGAGUCGAAAACUGGUUCCGUGCGGUAGUAGUGGUGAGAGCGCUCGCGUUCUUCUUCGCUUGUAUUGGUGCAAACGUCACUGCUCUCGGCAGUGUACGUGAGCAAAAUAAAGUAAAAAAAAGACGAAAACGAGUCAUUUGUUUUUGUCUAGCUUCUUCUUUAUGUCUUGUUUUUGCGCGAGCUGACGUCGUGUCGACGUCGUCUUCUUGUGUGAGUCCGCGAGGCCUCAUUCAAUACGGUCGCGAUGUUUUUGUUCGCCGUAGCAGCCCCCCUUUGGGGGUGACUACGUGACGAGUUAAGUGUUUCUUCAAACUACCACCACGCACACACUACUACCCACGGCUCAAAACCUGUUUCUCGAGUACUACUCGGCCCAGACAGAUGGGUUGUAUAAGGCCCCUCGUAGCGUACGGCUACGGCAACAUGGCGUUACGAGCGCUGGCUUCUUCGUCGGCUUCUUGACGGUGGUUACCACCAGCCGCCUCGAGGCAGUUAAGUAGUUACCUCGUGGAGAGAAAGGAAGUCGCGCUAGAUGAGUCAUCGCGCAGCGCUCUAAAUGUCAAAUUGAGCUUUCGAAACACGCACACACAGACACAUUUUGGGUUAAUUUUAUGGCUUGCAGCGCGCGGUCCACGACGAGGAAGUAAAGAAGAUCUAAUAAUAAUUGUAAACAACACAAAGACCCACCGUCCAACAAUAAUCCUAGGGAAUACGCUAGGGAUUGCAAAUCUACAUGGAAGAAGGGAAGAACCAAGGAAGAGGCAACCUAACGUGGAACAAAUCCUAUACAUUAUAUGUAUAUUCCAUAGUUUUUUUUCUCUGUACUAAAUCGUUGAUAAUCUUGCAGCAUAGAGUUGUGGUUUAGGUUCUACUUCCUGUGUGUCCUGUCCCCAGGAACAUCAAUUUCGACCAAUCUUCGGGGGUGCUUUCGCGGAAUCCGUGGUACGAGUCCAAACAGCGAGUAAACGGUACAAAGUCACACAGCAAUCGACGAACCCCCCUGUUCUAGUAGCUUUACAAAACAAACAAAACACAGAGCGCGCGCGUCUUCCGCGUUUGCACACACAAACGUCGUAGCAUCAAAACCAACGAUCUCUCUCUGGCAGGCAGGAAGACAGAAGCGAACGACUGACUGUAGAGAGCAAUAGACGAACCAACAUGGCGGACGCGGAAUGAAUGCAAACGGCUCCAAGCGGUGCGUGAUUUCCUAGUUUGGCUGUCUCGUGCGCGCGUCAGAAUGGUUCUGACAGUUGCCCACCUUGCGCCGUGUACGCCUUGGCGCUUCAAAACCUUCAAGGCUGACGAUGUCAGAGGUGGGCAAACGUCAAAUCGGACCAUUCUGACGCUGCUUGAGGCGUUCUCCCCGGGGGGAUGUCCCCGCCUCUAAUCUUCGGUAGAAAGUUUGUAGAAAUCACGGUGCAAACCGAUUUGCCGCGGGAUGCAGUACCGCUGCACACAAACUGCCCCCUCCGGGAGCUCCGUCCGCGGACGCCACAAACAUGACAGAACCAGUUUUGCGCUCCGUGUUUGUUUCGCCUGCAAGCUGCGGCUACCGCUUUAAUUAACGAGGAAAUGUUCGGAAAUCGUGCACCGUUUUUCCAUCGGAUAGUUUGCGGCAAACCGCCAUCCGCUACCGUCACACACACUCAUGCAAAAGCGCGCUGGAUUUAUUGAUUUCUCUAAGGCACGGGCCGCCGCCGACGUCGCCAUAUUUGGGCCGGAAUGGUGCGCCAGAUAAACAAUCGCAGAUAGCGGUGAAAUCAACCUUUCCCCACGUCGUGAAAGCGCACGACGCUUUCCAGCGAGUGAAAUGUCAGUCGCCAUUGUUACCGGAGGGGGUGAGGCAGUUUGGCAAACCCUUUGACCUCUUGACAUUUCCAUAUCACAUCUUGCUUUGGCAGUGUGGCCAAACAAUUCGCCGCCGAAUCGAGGUCGCGCAUCUAGUUAUCUAUGCACGAACUAUUGUUCGUGUGUCAUCUCAUGGCCUCCGACUCCGAUUUGGGACGACUUCCAAUCCUUCAAUGUGCUUCGCGAGCGCGAACCAGAAGCCGUAGGAAUUAUAAUUUCAAAUUACUCUUUUUUGUUGCUGCUUUGCAGCGCGCGCGUCCAAAAUGGCCGCUAUUUGCAGCUGUCACUCGUUGCGUGAGUGCAGUUUUUUUUUCGCAAUUAGGCGCUAUCUGCCUGUUGUGAUGUUCUUCAACGAUGAUGGCGCUGAACAACCGAACCCGUUCAGAGUUAUCUCCCUCGAAAAAAAUAUUCAAUGUCAGCGCGCGCGUAUUUCAAGGUUUCCGACGAUAUUCCGUCUGGCAACCACGAAACAAACAAAAAAAGAUCUGCGUUGUUUCACACCAAAUUUUACAACCUGAAGGUGACGUGUUUGGAAUACGUCAUCGUUUGCUGAACUCUUCCGCGCGUGAGUGUGUGUGUGCGCGUCCGCGAAUCUAGUUGGCCGAGCGACUUACGUCAAUGUCGACACGACAUUCUUGACAGCCCUGUUUCGCGUGAGAGUGCGCGCGUCAAUUAUCGCAAAACCGUGAGAAUGUGAAAUUCUUGCUCGCGUACGCGAUUGUUAUCAGCGCGAUCGGACUUUUGCUUUCGAUUGGGCCGGAAACCGCGAUAAUUAGACGCCAUUACACACACACACACACACACACCAUUAGCUGGGCGCUUGAAUUUCGCAGCGAGCAUGUGUGUGUGAAAGCUAGAACGGGGAAUAGCUGCCGGGAAUUGCGUUUUAGCCGACUUCGAUGCGCAUUAGAAGAGUUGGAGAAAUCCAGCGUGCGAGCGAGCGCGGAUAAUCGACGUAAUCGAAGCCGUCCAAAGUCAGCUCAAUGUCAGUGCGUCAAAGUCGACCGCUCUCGUCGACCUGCCUCCAGGAAAAACAAAACACUCUAGACAUGUAUAAUAUUCUGAACCUGUGAUGACUUUCUUUAUAUAUUUUUUUUUGUUAUUUUUGUAGAAAUGAUACGCUAAAGUAGGUUACUUGUGAAUUUUCAUUGUAAAUAGCAAUUCUUUCUAAUUCGAUUUUGAACAAAACUCAAGAAAAGCUUGAACCAUUCUACUUAAAACCUUUGGUUGCGCCCUUUUCUUAGGUGGAAUUGUAUAUUUUUCUUAUAAUUGCAAAAAUAACUUAAUUGGCUGACUUUGUACCGUUACUGUGUGUGUGAGAGAGAGAGUGUCAGCGUGACAGAUGAUGAGAGAGAGACACGACCCGUUCGGCGAAAGCACCAACACAUGAUGAUGAAUAGCGUGACCAUUGUUUCGUCUGUGAAUCAAAAGAAAGGUAGCUUUAAGUUUUUAUAGGUUUAUAUUAGGUAUGUAAAUGUUUUGCAAAACAAUAACUGAGAACAGUGGAAUAUGUAACAAAAGAAAACAAAAGAGAGUACACAAACAACAUCCCCUAAAACUUGAAGUAAUACACACAAAUACACACAAAAAAUUCGUUAAUUUACUAACGACUGCCAUUUUAAGCAUAGUGUGCAAACUAUUUAGUCCACCCGCUGAACCCAGCUGGGAACACUGGACAACUAGAGAGAGCGAGAUCGAGCGAGCGAGUUAUACAUUCGACGAACGAAUUUUAAAAACCCUGUUUUUUACGUUUUUGUACAUAUACUGACAUUUUUGCGAUUGUCACAAAAUAAAAACAAACAAACGCGCGUGUCUUCACCGAACGUCAACAACAACAACAUUUGGCGCACCUCCCACAGAGGCCCAUCUAUCGGAAAAUUUUCCCUGAAAAAAAAUAAAAACUAAAUCAUAACAAACCCAAGCGGGAAGCCCACCGUGUCCUGCGUGUUGUAUUGUUUAAAGUUUUCUAAACAUAAGUUUUUUCCUAACAAAAACAAAAAAAAGUAGCCAAAAAGCAAAAAUAUUCGAAUCUGUGAUGCAACACACGCUCCGUGACGUCACUCAUCCAAGCAACAACCCCUUUUUUUUCGAGAGAGUAGAGAAAAUGUGCUGCUCAAAACUGCGCCGCCAUCUUGAAUGUUGGCGGACGCAGUGCGUGCGUCAAUUUGCGUGUGUCGCUCUUUGGUUGACACGCAGCUUCAAAAAUAUGCUAAAUUUAGAUGCAGGACGCGAUGAUUUCGUUCUGCGAAAAAUUAAUUUGGGAAAUAUUUCGGGUUUUGCUGACAAAUUCCAAUGACUUUUCAGCAGAAUCUGAUUUGUUUUUCUUGAAAAAUUUUAAAACGACAAACUUCUAACGUAGUUUCAAGUAAAAUUUACUCAAUUUUGGCUUCGCCAUCAAUGUUCUUCAAAUAUUUGUUUUUCAAUCAUAUUUUUAUUUACAUCUACGGCAAAACUUUUAACAGUGUAGCGAGCGUUUGACAGCUUGUUGCACGCUUAAGGGGGGGUUGCUCACUUGUGGAGAACUCACCCAAUUUUUUUAUUGCGAUUUUUGAUGUAUUCAUGCAACUUUGCGUUGCGUUCAAACACGAUUCGACGCGUUCGAAACUCGUGCAGAUUAUGCUGCUGGAUGGUGAUGCGCGAUUGGGCGUGCCUUUUCUGGCGAAUUUGAGCUCCAAAUUCAAAAGGAUUACGAAGGAGAGUAGAGGAGAGGAACGUGAAUUUAACUGUGAUUUUUCGUUAAGGUGACAUGUUGGCACAAGUGUGUGGGUUACCUUAAGAUCGAACGACCUGUAGAUUUUCCUUUGUAUAGUUUUUGGAAACGAUUCGGGGAAGUGUUACUUUGUAAUUUAAAACAAAAAAUCAUAAUUUCUCUCUAAGGGAAAACAAGCAAGGACUGACUGUUAGCGAGGAACCAUGGGGUGCAACCGAUUCAUACACACAGACGAAUAUAGGAUACAAAUAGGCACACACACACUGAUACACACAAAAAACGUAGGUGAUAGGAUCUCUAUUUAGGAAACCACAGAAAGAUACGAUAUUUUGAGGUGUGUGGAGAAUAUUUUCCGGUACCUGGGCUAUGAUGCGUGAACGUGAUUUAGCUGCUAGGAACUCUGCCCCAUCUGUGAUCCGAGGGCGGGGAGAUCUGGCGAGAAGUAAUAAGAAACACAAAAAUAUAAAAAAGUGAUAUCUGAAAGUCAUACUUAUUAGUUUAAGGUCUCUUUGUACAAGUCCGUACGAGCCAGAACAAGAAGCGAGAACAUGAGAAAACGAUUUAUGUAUACAAAACUUUGGACGAACUCUGUGUAUCGUGCAAGCAACAAGUCAAUCGUGUUGAUUUAACAACGCCAACCACCACCACAACUAUAUAAAUUUACACACACACAUGGCAACAACAACAACCCCCUGAAAAGUCUGAAAAAGUUAGGUUAUUUUGUUCGUUUUUUCAUGAAAUAGAUCGGACGAAUAGAAGGAGAAAAAGAGAGAGGAGUAUAGUAAUUUGUUGUGAUUAAUAAAAUAACUGAUUAGUAGAAAAUGAUGACUCACGGACGCUUAAUGGAAUAUAUUUGAAUGUGAUAAUAUAUAUUUUUAUAUAUUUGGAAAAACCAGAAAAACAAAACAAAACAAACUCUAAGAACAUGAAGUAACGGUUACGAAACAUAUGAAACACAACAGUGCUAAAUUUUAGGACGAAAACCUGUACAAUAAUGUUAGCGAAACAAAGAUGACACUCGUAGAUGUUUAUAUACAAACAAACAAACAAACAAACAAAAGAAUCCAACGCAGAACAUCAUACGUUACAAAAUUAAGAAACUAACCUGGACUAUACAACAAGAGCAAACAUCCCAUAGUAGAAGCAAACAGCAACACAAAAUAGAAGGUUAAAAACAACACCCUGCUCCAUUUUUGCCGAAAAUGGAACUACAUCCAAAAUGUGAUCGUUUAGUAAUGAGAGAGAAAGCGAAACAAAGAGAUAUCAGAAGCUACUUUUUAUAUAGAGCGCAAAGAAAGAGAGAACAAAACUAUUUAUAAAAAAAUACUAUCACAUUCAUUGAUAUUUUUAACCAGUAAUCAUUUUUUAAAUAAAGAAAAAUAUAAAACAUAAAACCAAAGCAAAGCAAAAAAAAGUAUCAAAAAAAUAUCACAGUUUUCAGUGCAAGAGGAACCUGCUUUCAUUUGUCUUUACCCACACUAGUACGGUCUUGGUCGGUUGUCACCUUUCCUUCUUUUUCCUCUACAAAACCCCCCUCUCAAAGCUUGAUUUGAGCUAAAACUCCCCGUCGAGCCAUAAUGCCAAAAUCGUGACAGUCGUGAUGCUGCGCGAGAGAAAAUCAAUUUAGCGUGCACGCCGCUGCCGCCAUCUUUGUUUUCUCGGUGCACCUCUCGCCGCCGUCAAAUUCGGGCAAACAAUGGCGAGAUUUGGUCUGGUCUGGUCGAUUUGUGAUCGCCCUCGUUGCUUUGUUCUCCGAUUUCCAGCUGUCACUUUUUCCUACCACUGCAAAGCUGGACUCCAUUUUCAAGUGUGCGACCUCGCGGGGUCACCCCUUAAUUUUGCAUUGUUGUGCACCCAACCCUCGAAAUAAAUCUCCGAUUUGUUAUAGAGUUGUUAGACGUUUUGAAGUCUCAUACCGGUUCGUGCUACACCCUCGUCGAAAAUGAGUCAGAAUUCGUCGAAAUCAAAUUUGUUUUGAUGUGAGUUUUGAGGCAAAUGUCAGAUUUUGGGUAAUUUCACGCGAGUUUUAAUUAAUUUUGGGUAAAAUCAACCCAAAUCUGACAUUUGUCUCAAACACUCAUUUCGACGAAAUUCGAGUAACUUUAAAUGAGCGUGUAGCUGUCAGUUUUUAUCCCAACUUUGCGUGGUUUCUGUUUUCGAGUGCGCGUACGUGCUAGUCAAACUGUAGGUUAACAAAUAAAAAAAAAUCAACUCUUGUAUGCGAGCAUAGUUCCUAGAAGGUCCCGGGGCGAGGUCGUGCCCAAAGUCCACACAAAAAAAAAACUCUCUUUUGUGAUAUUCUGUCAACCGGACACACACACACACACUGGGUAAAGACAAGUGAAAAACAGUUCACAGAAGAUCAUCUUGCAGCAAGUGAGGAAGUAAUGUUUGCUCUUAUUUUUGUUGAGACACUUUCGAGGAGAGGUGAACUAUUUAGGAGUACGGAUAAAAGUCUAUUCACAAUCCAAAACAGAUGAACGGACGAAUUUAAAGCAAGGCUGGAAGUGAGAGGGAGAGAGAGAGAGAUGUAAAAUAUUGUUUUAAAUAUUUUUUGUUCUGAAAGAGGGCGUGUAAGCUUUUAUAAUAUUUACACGAAAAAAAACUGCUAAAAUCUUAUAGGUAACUCAAAAUCAAACUUAAAAAUCUUUAAGGUGAAAGAUCGAGCUAGUGACGAACGAGAAGCGAGGUGUAGUAAAACAUAAGACUUGAAGCAAAACGUACAAAUUACUUAGUAACUCGUUUUUAUAUAGAACAACAUAUAUAAGCAGAGAGGUACUGAUUACUACGACCGCGAGUAAGACAUUGCGUGAACAAAAAAUAUCAUGAAAAGUUAGCGAUCGACAUCAGCUGUGUAGCAUUAUCGACAUUUUGAAACAAAAUUUUGGCUAAAUAUUUUGUUUGAAAACGCUUUUGAUAGCCAGGUUAUGUACACCAUCUUUAAUUACGCAAAUUUCACCAAAUUGAACCUACUCAAAAAUGGGUAUUUUGUCAAAUGUCAAAAUUUAGUAAAAUUUACCCAAAUGUUGACAUUUGUCUGAAAUUUGUUUUUUUUGUACAGAUUCGGUUCAGAUGAAAUCUAAGUGAUUUCGAACGAGUGUGCACAAUUUGGCUGUCAAAUCGUGCACUGUAAACAAAAUUCUGCCAUUUUGGAUGUUUUUAAAAGCAGCCUUCGACCCAAUUCGUCGUUACUACAGCAUUCGCCCACCGCACAAAUUUUGGCAGACCUAGUCAAAAACAACGCAGUAAUCGACUCCCUUUCGCAGCCUACUACGGCGUGACGGGAGUAUCAAGCAACCACAAAACAAAACAGAGGAAAAAACUCGAUCGAGACUUUGUAGGUGCGCAAAACAAGUUUGGACACGUUUGAGUAAAAAAAAGGGGCAGAGAAAAAGAAAGAGAGUAAAAAAAACUGGAAAGACAACUUUUUCGGCCAACUUUUCCAUUACAAAGGCGACGUCGACGAGAACUGGUUUUUUGGGUUGUUUUGAUCGCAGGAAAUAGGGGAGAGGGGCCCGGUUUUGACUUGGUGAACCCAUUUUCGACCCUUUUAGGGCGAAAAUUGGUUCGCUGGGUGGAAAUGGGUGUCGCUACCUUGUGGCUCGCUGCGUAGUAAUAGUAGGCGAUGAAGGGGAAAGAGGUCAGAGUCAAGUUUUGGACGGUUCGAUCAGAAUACUAUAAUAACGAUGAAUAAUAAGGAGAAGGCAAAAAGAUAACAAACAAAAAAAUCACGCAUAGAAAUGACAGCUUAUGAACACGUAUGAAGCGACUGAAUCAGAGAGCUUUGAAAGUUUAGGAUUCUUACGACAAAAAUAUGGGAGCGAUUAACGAGUGAGUGAGGCUUUGCUUGACAGGAUAUCUGUGUUUUGGAUUAGGAAUACGCUUUUGAGACGGAAUGUGUGCGUGUGAGAGAAAAGCAGGCAUUUGUUUUACUUCAUCCUUUAAGUUUAAAAGAGAAAUAGUUUUCAAAUGAUGACAACCACUUGAGAAAAUGAAUAGUGAGGAGAACAAAAGAGCACAUUUUAAUUUUAUGUCACCGGGAUGAAUAUCCUGAAAACAACAACAACAACAAAAAGGCAAAUAAGAAAAUGCAGACUCCGAAUGUACAAAUUUUAUUGCUAUUUUAAACGAAGUGAAUGGAAUAUAAACCAACCCUUGAAAGAAACAAAGUGGAAUCAUGAUUCUCAUCAAAAUUAAGUAAACACACAAAACAAACAAAAACACACUGACACGAAACUGAAUACUAAUUAAGCGAAACUAUGAAAAACUGUGAUUUAGUGGAAAAGAAUACGAAUAUUUAUAUUACAACCGGGGCGAGAUCAAGCAACACACGUCAAACUCGAGUAAUUCGGUUGAAAAGUAUAAACAAAAAACAAGAAGAAAAAAAUUGCUAUUGGUUUUUUCUUGAAAAACGCAUUAUUUUAUUAAGCAACAACAAAUGUUAUAACAAAGCAGACAAGUAACAGCUAAACACACAACAUUAACAAACUGUGAACACACGUAACUUUUAAGGGAGAUGCAAAGAAGAAGAAGAAGAAGAAGGCACGCUAUAAGUAGCAAACUGUGCGCGAUACAAAACAAAAACAAAAUCACGUGUAAAUAUUACAAAUUACAAAAAUGUUACAUAUGUGUAUAGAGAUGUAAAGAAAAACAACAUACACUCAAAGCAAAACAAAAAUCACACAUCCAUACAAAAACACACACGCAAACCAACAAAACCCCAUCGACCUGUUUUUCGACGCGAAAGUUCCGGCUUUGGGCCCACCGUGCAGCGGCCACGUUUUCGCUGGUUCGCACCCAACUGUCACAGGGCCGGGGCUUUCUGUCAGAAAAAAAAAUGAAACAAAAACAAACAAAAUCAAGUGCGUGAGAGGGUGAGCAACAAUAAAAAAUGGAAAAGAUGCAGUAUUUUUUUGUAAUAAAAAAAAGCAAGUGAAAAAUAAAAAAUGAACUGAAAAUUGUACAAAAAAGAGGAAAAAUUUUAUAAGAAAAUUAAAACCGCAAGCGAAAAAAUAAAAGUUAUCAAAAAACCGUUGUUGAAGCAUUUAUAUACGUAAUGUAAAUUUAUAGAAACUAUAGUUUUUAUUAUUUAAAAACAACAAAACUGAGUGCAGCGCGGCAUGGACAAGAGCUGCCGCCGAAAGGCUGCUGCAAGGUAUAAUCUUUAUGUAUAAAAACAAUAUAGAUGCAACACAAACACAAAAAAGCUAUCAAACAAGAGCGUCAUGCAAAGGAGAGACUAAAAGCUCCGUGUAUAUGUAUAAUGUAAAUUUUUCGCGGAUAAGAGGGUUUAUGUAGAUUGUUUCAUUAUUAUUUCUUAUUUAUUUUCUUGAUUUCGAAAGAAACCAAAUUGCUGUGUAUGGCACCCAUUAAUUGCAAUGCAAAUGACUCUUCACGGCAAACACACACACAAAAGCGAAACGCGUAAACAGCAGCGCGCUCUUCGCAAAAGUUAUCACACACACACAUACACGCAAAAACGAACGAAAAAAAAACGAUCAAGAGUUUCGCCGUCACACUCACACUCUCAUUGAUGAGCCAUUGUACCAAAGAUCCGUACUCGCGAUUCACACACACACGUGUGUGUGUGUGCGAAUUGUUUGGGCAAUCAAUUUGAGUGGAGGAGACGCGUCGCAUCACAGAGGCCAUCACUUUGUUGAGGGAGGAAACAAUGGAAAUUGUACACACUCACACACACACACGCUUAAAGAUGCAUUAAUUAAACAUGGAAGCAAAAAUUGAAGAAAAACGAAACGAAACGAAAGGCAACAUUCAUUCGAUUCGUACAGUAGUAGUGCAUUAACUCGCCUAACGAGAGGAGUUUCGUCUUUGUUUGUAACUCUGAAACAAGUGUAAAAAAUUUCCAAUGAAAUCAGAUAAAACCACAGUAAAAACGUAAAUUGAAGAAAUUUAAUACCCGAUACCCCAUUGUUUAGAUGUGACCUACUAUUCUACCUUAACAAAACAAAAACAAGUAAAUACACAGCGAAAGGUGACGCUGAGCAACACACGUUAAAUGGAAAUAAUAAAAUGUCAAUACACUUUUAAAAGUAAGCUGCGAAGCAACCAUAAAACGCAAACACACAAACAUUUCACUGCAAAAGCACUUUUACGUACAUGCUAGUUGUAGACUAACAUUUUCAUCUUUUGCGACACCCAAAAAUAAUAAAAAACAUUGUAAAUUGAACCAACCUUUGCAAGUCAGUGCUAAAUGAGGCAAAUUUAGAACGUCAUUAUUUGCAAAACAAAACAAAUUGUAAAUACAAUCACAUACACAACAAUAAUCUCACCUUUCAGUAGUAGACACCUUGGAUGGACCCCCGCUGUUAAUGUGCAAAAUUACACUGUUUUUUCCCACUUUCCACCUUCAAAAAACUUCACCCGAAUGUCGUUUUUCGUUUCGUGUUUUUUAAACCUUUGGUGUUUCGUUUUUUUUCCUGGAUAAUUUUCCCUGUUUCCUUCCGUCCCGUUUGGACGACAUUUCAUCCUGACUGAUGCACCCACGGCCAGUUUGGCGCGCUUUCCCAAGCACACCCCACAAACGACUAUUCUUUGUUUGAUUUGUUCUGUUUUUCUCCAACGAAUUAGACGUUAAACUUAAACAAAAAAUGGCUGAACUUUUCCUUUUUGAAUUUUUCGAUUUGCCGUCGAGAAAGCUGCUAAAAAGAGUAAAAGUGUCACACGAAACAAAUGUGUUUUUUUUUCUCAUUGAUAAUCGAAGCAAAAGAAGAAGGCUAAGCAGAAGUAGUGUGAAGAGAAAGAGAGGCAAGAAGCAUCCGCAAAGAAACACAAACAUACCCUAGCACAGAUAUUUGUGUACUGUCGAAAAUUAUGCAAAGAAAAUGGUCUUUUUAAAAUACACACAGAACUCAACACACAGUAAUAGCAAAAGAAACCCCCGUAAAGUAACCAUCUUUUAAAACAACCCGAUAACGAGCACAUUUUUGCUCUCAUUUCAUUACAAAGACAUACCAACACAUGUGUAGGAACAAUGUAUCGACAGAACAUCAAAAAAAACCUCCAUUGCAUUGUUUGUUCCGUAGGUGUAUUUGUAACAUUUUUUCGAAUAAACCGCACUCUCACAAACACACUCAUUCAAGCGUGUGAGAAAACAAUGAAGGUCAUACGCCCCCCUACAUAACUCAUCCCCAUACAAAAAAAAGGAAACAAAUCAUUACGAUUUAAAGAAAAAUGUGCGCAAGCAUGAUGCUUUUUGUUGUUUUCUAUUAAAAAGGCACGACGACCAACAACCUGCGAAAAAAAAAGAAAAAUGAAAAAAAGAAUAUCCAGCUAACACCAUCACAGCUGAGAAGUGCCGAACA